Messenger RNA from Ylistrum balloti, 2109 nucleotides. RefSeq lists its product as uncharacterized. The record is from RefSeq and is a predicted model, not a curated record. The coding region runs from base 265 to 2109 and encodes 614 amino acids. NCBI's taxonomy places the organism in Eukaryota, Metazoa, Mollusca, Bivalvia, Pectinida, Pectinidae. The transcript is spliced from 15 exons. Gene Ontology annotation, molecular function: serine-type endopeptidase inhibitor activity.
CGGCUUUGUUGUGAUAUUGUUGUCUACUGUGUAUAUCUAACAGUAGGAUAUUAUAAAACUUUUACGGUCUGUCGUGUUUAUAGUGUAUACUGUCUAUAAACGACCGGUAAGGAUUACGACGUUGACUUAAAUAUAUAUAGAACACCUAUUAUAAAGUCUAGAACAGCAGCACGUGUUCUGAAGAGGUGCCGGUGCUGUUGUUUACAUUUUGGCGGAUUCUCCACAUAAAUUCACUACCUACCGCUGUGACGUCACGUGAUAAGGAUGCAACAUCUUUGUCUGUUGGUUUUGUUCAGCGUGCUUCUUGGCAAUGGUGACGCGCAGGAACCAUGCGGUGAUGUUGAUAAAACACUUGGAGACUUUGAAAUGCAACGUUACUUUAUGGAAUCUCCAUCCGGCUUUGAGAAUGGUUUGACAUGCACGUGGACAGUGAGAGCUGCAAACAGCGGAAGUCGUAUCGCCUACCAACUUAUUGACAUCAACUUGGGAAUAGACGACUUUGUCAAUGUUUAUGCAGGUACGUCUGCAAACGACCCAGUCGCAUUGCAGAAUUACACUGCAACAUCAGCAUCGAUCAGUGUAAAAAGCGUCAACUCGUCAAACAUCUACGUGACACUUCAGACCGGAAAUGAUCCCCAGUCGAAACGGCAGAGUUUAGAUUCGUAUUACAUGGCCGGAACAGACAAAUCUGGAGCUGUGUCCUGUGUGAAUCAGAUGCUCACUGCUACUGCAGAACCACAAUUCCUUACGUCUCCGUCGUUUCCAGCUAAAUACCCACUGUCAAAGCAAUGCAACUGGACAAUUAAUGCACCGGAAUCUGCUACUCUAGAGCUGACAUUUUUGAUGAUUGACAUUGAGGUGUCUGCAGAUUGUCAAUAUGACAGGCUUAUUAUUUAUCUACCUGGCGGAAAAGAGUUAUCGAUAUGUAAACGUGGAGUGUGGGUUCCAGAAACACACACAAUAGCUCACAACCAGGUACAUUUGGACUUUAGCGGAGACGACUCGGAUUCAUUUGCGGGAUUUGUAUUGACUUACAAAGCGAUCAUUCCACCGCCAAUUACAACUACGACUGCGCCAGCACCAACACCAGCAAAGAGUGAAUAUGAUUCGUCUGGAUGCAAUGGUGAAGCCUGUAACCAGCCGACAGUCUCGGGAUCUUGUCUUGCCUACUUCAAAAAGUUCACAUUUGAUGCGGGGACAAAAGCCUGUAAAGAGUUCAUAUAUGGUGGUUGUGGGGGAAAUAACAAUCGAUUCGACACGCUAGAGGAUUGCCAAGCUACAUGCCUAAGCAAGUCACCUACUGUUGUUCAUUUCAAUACACAAGGCCGGGUUCGAAAUGACACAUGUGACUUACCACUGGUAACAGGACCUUGUCGCGGAGCGUUUCCGAAGUAUGGAUAUGACACAGCCAGCAAAGCCUGUAAGGAGUUUCUGUAUGGCGGUUGCGAUGGUAACGCAAACAGAUUCGAUUCGAAGGAACUAUGUGAAAACAGCUGUAUUACGACAACAGAAAACACAUGUGACUUACCACUGGUCACAGGACCUUGUCGUGGAGCAUUCCAGAAAUAUGGAUAUGACACAGCCACCAAAGCCUGUAAGGAGUUUCUGUAUGGCGGUUGCCAUGGUAACGCAAACCGAUUCGAUUCAAUGGAACUAUGUGAAAACAGCUGCAUAACAACAACGGAAAACACAUGUGACUUACCACUGGUCAAAGGACCUUGUCGCGGAGCAUUUCCUAAAUAUGGAUAUGACACAGCCAUCAAAGCCUGUAAGGAGUUUGUUUAUGGCGGUUGCGAUGGUAACGCAAACCGAUUCGAUUCGAUGGAACUAUGUGAAAACAGCUGUAUUACGACAACAGAAAGUAGGUUUCUAUAUCUAUUUUAUCUUGUUGCAGAACAUACAUUGAAUAAAGAAACAUGCUGUGAGGUGGUUUCGUGUGUCAUUCCUAUCAUCGUUGUUGUCGUCUUAGUCAUCGCUGCUGUAAGCAUUGCCAUUGUCUUGGUUAGGAAGAGACGUAACGAUUCCACGAAGUAUGCUCCAACUGCUGCCAGGGAACCAGGCGAUGUUAGCGAAAUGAAAGUGGCCCCGGAUGCCGCCGAGAAAGUGUAA